AUGAUUGAAGAGAGGGACCAGUUAAUGGUUUCCCAAAACAGUAACCAAACUCAAACAUUGAGAAAAGCUCAUUUCCUUAAACCAACUUUGGACCCCAUAAAUCAAACCCUUCCCAAACCCCCUUCUUCUCUUUCUCUCUCCUCAAAACCCAAUAUCAAUCUCCUUAAAAGAAGGGUUAAUUUCAAGGGAACGACAAUACCCCAAAAGAACUGGGACACCUGGGUUCAAAAUUUGCAGCAAACCCACGAAAAUACAUGGAAGAAAGUUGGCAUCUUUGAUGCAAUCAGGGCUUCAACUUGCUGUAUUGUUAGGGAUAAUGAGUUGAUCUUAGGGUUAGCUUAUAAUUGGUGUACUGAAACUAACACAUUUGUGUUUCAAUGGGGUGAAUGUAGCAUUACUUUGGAAGAUGUUAUGAUUUUAGGCGGGUUCUCUGUUUUAGGUGAAUGUGUUAAAACCCCAUCUCAGAACAAAGAAAUUGUGAAAUUCGGGGAAAAAAUGUUUAAUGAUUUCCUGGAAAAUAGAAGUAAUUUGAAGGGUCCAGUGGGUCAUUAUGACUGGAUGAACUAUUUCAUGGAAAUUGGGGGUGAAUUGGAGCAUAUGGCAUUCCUAGUUUUAUGGCUGUCGAGGUAUGUUUUUUCAACAGAUCAUUACUGUAGGAUUUCUCAAUGUGUUUUCCCUAUUGCAAUUUGUCUUGCUAGAGGUACUAGAAUUGCACUUGCUCCUGCUGUUUUAGCUUCAAUUUAUAGAGAUUUGAGCUUGUUGAAAGAUAAAAUUGUAGGGUUUUUGAAUGAAUGGGUGGCAACAAAACUUGUUCUUUGGGCGCCUUUUCAAUUUGUUCAGCUUUGGGUUUGGGAGAGAUUUCCAACAUUAGGUCCCUUACCCAUCAGUCUCCUUGAUGGUGAGCCAAGAUUGGCUCGUUGGCGAGACUUAAAGAAGCAGAAGAAUGAGUCUUGUGUGAUACAUUUUGAGUUGCUUGGGGAGAGUGUUGAUUCCUGGUUUUGA
Messenger RNA from Spinacia oleracea (spinach), 1002 nucleotides. RefSeq lists its product as uncharacterized. Gene Ontology annotation, biological process: meristem maintenance; meristem development. The record is from RefSeq and is a predicted model, not a curated record. The coding region runs from base 1 to 1002 and encodes 333 amino acids. Lineage: Eukaryota; Viridiplantae; Streptophyta; Magnoliopsida; Caryophyllales; Amaranthaceae. The transcript has a single exon.